UCCUGUUAGUAUCCGAUUCAGUUUCCGGUCCGGCAGAGCUGUUCUGGUUGAGAAGGCCAAAUAGCAAAAACUCAGUUGUAUCGCGCAGCCGAGGCGGUGUUUCGGGUGACGGGAUCGAUUUAUCCUUUUCUAAUCGAUUAGAAGUUUGCAGGACCGAGCUGCCAGAUAGUGUCCGCCAAUACAACCAGACCACGAUGUCAGCCCUGCGCUUGCUGUACUGUGCAUCCAGAUCAGGCCCGAAGUCCCUGUGCCCUGCCCUGACUCGCCCCUUCACUGCGUCUGCACAGAGAGACAGCUACAAGUAUGUCAACGCGAAGGAACUCGCCACGGACUUCAAAUCCAUCACCGACCGCGCGGCGCAAACGCUGCUGUGGACAGAGCUGUUCAGAGGUUUAGGGAUGACUCUGAGUUACCUGUUCAGAGAGCCGGCCACCAUCAACUACCCCUUUGAGAAGGGACCCCUGAGCCCUCGCUUCCGCGGGGAGCACGCUCUGAGGAGGUACCCCUCGGGAGAGGAGCGCUGCAUCGCCUGCAAGCUCUGUGAGGCUGUGUGCCCCGCCCAGGCGAUCACUAUUGAGGCAGAGCCUCGCUCCGACGGCAGCAGGAGGACCACGAGGUACGACAUUGACAUGACGAAGUGCAUCUACUGCGGCUUCUGCCAGGAGGCCUGCCCUGUCGAUGCCAUCGUGGAGGGUCCGAACUUCGAGUUCUCCACAGAGACUCACGAGGAGCUGCUGUACAACAAGGAGAAGCUCCUGAACAACGGAGACAAGUGGGAGGCAGAGAUAGCAGAGAAUAUCCAGGCAGACUAUCUGUAUAGAUAAGAGACUGAGAGACUGACACACACACAGAGCAGAGACUAUCCAAGCAGACUAUCUGUAUAGAUAAGAGACUGAGAGAGACACACAUACACACACACACAGAGCAGAGAAUAUCCAGGCAGACUAUCUGUAUAGAUAAGAGACUGAGAGACUGACGCACACAUACUCACACACAAAAGGAAAUGUCCUGUGCUGUUUUAUAAUAAUUAUAUAUAAUAUACACAUCUGUACCUCAGAAAUACCUGUUCAUAAUCUGCUAAUAAAAAUAUGUUUAAUGUCCUAAUGAGAAA
Polyodon spathula (Mississippi paddlefish) is the source of this 1111-nucleotide messenger RNA. It is a transcript of the gene ndufs8a, whose product is annotated as NADH:ubiquinone oxidoreductase core subunit S8a. The coding region runs from base 195 to 824 and encodes 209 amino acids. Gene Ontology annotation, molecular function: NADH dehydrogenase activity; 4 iron, 4 sulfur cluster binding. Gene Ontology annotation, cellular component: membrane. Gene Ontology annotation, biological process: mitochondrial respiratory chain complex I assembly; mitochondrial electron transport, NADH to ubiquinone. The transcript has 8 exons. Lineage: Eukaryota; Metazoa; Chordata; Actinopteri; Acipenseriformes; Polyodontidae. The record is from RefSeq and is a predicted model, not a curated record.